Messenger RNA from Leptosia nina, 996 nucleotides. The record is from the annotation of a GenBank genome assembly. NCBI's taxonomy places the organism in Eukaryota, Metazoa, Arthropoda, Insecta, Lepidoptera, Pieridae.
AUGAAAAGCUACGCCACCAACUGUAGUGACAUACUGCGACCGACUAAUCUGAACGCUGUAACUUUACGAUGCUCUCUACUGAAAGCAAGACCCACCAACCGCAAACUUAAGGUUAAGUGGAUUAAGAUGCCAGCAGCUAGUUUUGGUUCCCUAGCACAGUUGCCAGGGACUGGAGAUUGUGGAAUAAAGGAUGUUUGGAAUCACAAUUUACAUGAAGAAUUCCAAAUCAUAAGACAAGUUGUCCAAAAGUACCACUGGGUCGCUAUGGACACAGAGUUUCCUGGUGUGGUUGCUAGGCCCAUAGGAGAGUUUCGUUCUACUGCAGACUAUCAGUAUCAAUUACUAAGAUGUAAUGUUGAUUUGCUAAGAAUAAUUCAACUCGGACUUACAUUUAUGGAUGAGAAUGGGAAAACACCCCCUGGUUAUACAACAUGGCAGUUCAAUUUUAAAUUUAAUUUACAGGAAGAUAUGUAUGCUCAAGAUUCCAUUGAUCUGCUUCAAAACUCUGGUCUCCAAUUUCGAAAACAUGAAGAAGAAGGCAUAGAGCCUUUGGAAUUUGCUGAACUUCUUAUGUCAUCAGGCCUUGUUUUAAUGGACAAUAUUAAAUGGCUCAGCUUUCAUUCAGGCUAUGAUUUUGGAUAUCUACUUAAGUUACUUACAGAUCAGAACUUGCCACAAGAUGAAAAUGAUUUCUUUGAAAGUCUCCGACUAUAUUUUCCAACGGUGUAUGAUGUGAAGUACUUGAUGAAAUUGUGCAAAAAUCUUAAGGGUGGAUUACAAGAAGUCGCUGAUCAGCUUGAAUUACGUAGAGUUGGACCACAGCAUCAGGCAGGAUCUGAUUCUCAUUUAACUGGCAUGGCAUUUUUUAAAAUUAAAGAGAUUUUCUUUGAUGACAACAUUGAAAGUUCUAGCGGUCACCUGUACGGUUUGGGAGCGCCAUUUUCGGUGAAUUCAAACAAUUUUCAAGACAAUGGUGAAAAUGGUAGUUCUUCUUGA